GUGGGGGAAAAAAUGACAAUGAAAUCCAUUAAAAUGAAAGUUGAAUUUAUUGCUGUGGCUGUGCGAUUUCAUUCUGAUGAGGACUCUUGUCUUUCAGCAAGUCUUCAGCUCCAGUGUGAUAAAAGGACCAUCAUAGCACAUAUUGGCGGUGAACUCAAUCUAAUCUGCCGUUAUGACACAAACCGAUUUCUGUACAGUAAAAAGUACUGGUGUCGAGGGAACUCUAGAAGCACCUGUACGAUUUUGCUAGAUUCAGAAAGUAAAACUCAGAACACAGACAGAUCUUACAUAUUAGAUGCAAGAAGAAGAGGGCUGAUUUUGAAAGUCACAAAUCUCCAAUUUGAAGACUCUGGAGACUACUGGGUUGGGAUUGACACAAUAUCUGCUGACACCAUGACAUCAGUUAAUGUGGUCAUCACUGAAGUUCCGGUAUCUAAACCGAGGCUUCAGCCCUUGAGCUCUCUGGCGGACAGGCUCACGUGUUGGGGGAGGCCGCUGGCCGUGCGCUGUGGCUGCACAGAGGGCACAGGCGUUGGUUACGUCUGGUACCGACGCACACACCACAACGAGCUGUUGAUCCACAACUGGUCCGACUUAUACCUACAAUGUGGCACAGUGCGGGAGGACAGCGAGUAUUACUGCAUCGCCAGUAACGACAUCAGCAGCCAGGAGAGCGAUGUCCUCUCCGUGCAGGUUCUCAUGCCCGCUGACCGCAGCUGCAUCUAUGUCGUCACUCUGCCUGGCCAAUCCUUUUAUAACUGCGAUGACAGAAUGAGCACCACAACGGCCAAACCUCCACCUCCGACUACCUGUCGAGCUACCGUGAACAUCCACUCUGACUCCAGAAACAGAUCUUUACCAAUCAAUCAAACAGAUCAAGAUCCGUUUUUCAGCAGGGCAUGGACAGGAGUGCCAUUGUGGUAUACAUUGCUGCGUUGGUGUUCCUUUGUGUCCAUAUUGAUAUUUAUGUGCAUUGUACUCAAAUGUACAAAAGCAAGAUACAAAAGUGCCAAAAGGAGGAGAAGGGUGUGAACCAGGCCAAUGCCGUAGUUGGCUCAUUUACAUCAUUUUUACAACAGUAGUUCUUUGGAAGUCAUAUCAGCCCAUGUGACAUUGGUUUGUGUUAUUAUUUUUUUUACCAUGGUUCUUUCAUAACAUGUAAUGAUUUGUGAAGAGUCUGGAUCAUAAUGUACAUCAGCAUGUUUAUCAGAGGAUCUCAUUGCAGCGUUUAUCAAACUUAUUAUCGUUUUAGUUUCUCACAAAUAAUAUUUGUUGCAAGUCUCCUUCCUUGCCUU
This is a messenger RNA of Cyclopterus lumpus (lumpfish), 1295 nucleotides long. RefSeq lists its product as uncharacterized. The transcript has 4 exons. Lineage: Eukaryota; Metazoa; Chordata; Actinopteri; Perciformes; Cyclopteridae. Bases 13 to 1032 code for a protein of 339 amino acids. The record is from RefSeq and is a predicted model, not a curated record.